AUGGGUGAUGCAACAUGCAAGUCUGGGCGUAGACUAGACAACUGGGUCUUCCACCAUACAACUGGCGUGUUUACGCCCGAGGAGAAGCAACAUGUCGCCCGCGAAAUGACCAAGGUAUAUACUGGGGUUGGCCUACCGGCCUUUUACCGCCAUGCACACUUCAUCAAGCUACAUCCCGAUAGCAUUUAUGCUGGCGGGGUGACUCCUCCUGCCUUCACAACGCUUUCUAUCUUCCAUAUCGCUCGAAGCUUUGACAACCAGGAGAUUCAGUAUAUGUUUUACAAGGGAUCGGAUGAUAUUUUAAGGCCAAUACUCAAGCCAAAAGGCGUCGAGCGGGAAAUUGGCGUUUAUGAGGCCAGGCGCGACUUGUGGAGGGUGAACAGACUCAUUCCACCUCCUACCGGCUCCGAGAUGGAGAAAAAAUGGUUUGCAGAAAACCGAGUCACGGAUGAAGAGGAACUCCUGAGGGCUCAGGAUCACCCAUGA
Molecule: messenger RNA, 486 nt
Organism: Aspergillus alliaceus
Lineage: Eukaryota; Fungi; Ascomycota; Eurotiomycetes; Eurotiales; Aspergillaceae
Product: tautomerase family protein
Exons: 2
Coding region: 1-486 (161 amino acids)
Source: RefSeq, a predicted model, not a curated record